Molecule: messenger RNA, 5433 nt
Organism: Austrofundulus limnaeus
Lineage: Eukaryota; Metazoa; Chordata; Actinopteri; Cyprinodontiformes; Rivulidae
Gene: tbc1d25
Product: TBC1 domain family, member 25
Exons: 7
Coding region: 153-2681 (842 amino acids)
Biological process (GO): regulation of autophagosome maturation; activation of GTPase activity
Cellular component (GO): autophagosome
Molecular function (GO): GTPase activator activity
Source: RefSeq, a predicted model, not a curated record
AGCAGGGUUCGGUGUUUCCGCUUCCGGUGGAGAUGAGAGCAGCAGAAGAAGAGCAGCUGCUCCUCUCUCUCUGUGUUAGGUAGCUCAAUCAUGACCGUAUCGAUGUAGGAGGAAACAAAAGAAUCCUUUCUGAACCCAAACGGACCUUUAAGAUGGCAGGCGAGGAGGAGAGGGGGGUGGUUCGGGUCAAAGUCAAGAAGUGCGACAGCGCUCUGCCCACAGAGUUCCGGUCCUUCGCUGUGGACCCUCAGAUCACGUCUCUGGAGGUCCUGCAGCACAUCCUCCUCAGAGCCUUCGAGCUGAACGGGAAGCGCAACUUCACCGUCAGCUACCUGUCCCGAGACCGGAGCGGCGUGGAGACCUACCUGUCCCUGCUGUCGGACUGGGACCUGGACGUGGCCUUCAUGAGUGCAGCCAAACCGUUCCUGCAGCUGAAGAUGGACGUGAAACCCUCAGAGGACAGUCCGGUCAUGGAGGACUGGGACAUCAUAAGUCCCAAAGACGUGAUGGGUUCUGAGCUGCUGCUUGCAGAACGGACCAGGUCUCUGGCCUCUGCAGCGCUCCCCUUCACCCAGACGUUACUGUCCCAGGUGGGUCGGACCCUGUCCCGGGUCCAGCAGGCCUUCACCUGGUCUUACGGGGAGGAGAUCAAACCUUUCAAGCCUCCGCUGAGCGAUUCGGAGUUCCACAGCUACCUGAACGGACAGGGCCAGCUGACCCGACCCGAAGAACUCAGACUGAGGAUCUACCACGGCGGCGUGGAGCCAUCGCUCAGAAAGGUCGUUUGGCGGUACCUCCUGAACGUUUACCCCGACGGACUGAGCGGCCAGGAGCGCAUGGACUACAUGAAGAGGAAGACCAAGGAGUACGAGCAGCUGAAGAGGGAGUGGACGGCCCGGGUCAGCCUGGAGGAGCUGGACUUCAUCCGCGGGAACGUCCUGAAAGACGUCCUGAGGACGGACCGGGCUCAUCCGUACUACGCCGGCUCAGAGGACAGUCCUCACCUGACCGCUCUCACAGACCUGCUCACCACCUUCGCCAUCACGCACCCUCAGAUCUCGUACUGUCAGGGCAUGAGCGACAUCGCCUCGCCCAUCCUGGCCGUCAUGGACAACGAGGCGCACGCCUUCAUCUGCUUCUGCGGCAUCAUGAAGCGGCUGGAGGGGAACUUCCGCCCAGACGGGCAGCUCAUGUCCGUCAAGUUCCAGCACCUGAAGCUGCUCCUGCAGUAUUCGGACCCGGAGUUCUACGCCUACCUGGUGUCCCGCGGGGCCGAUGACCUCUUCUUCUGCUACCGCUGGCUGCUGCUGGAGCUGAAGCGGGAGUUUGCCUUCGACGACGCGCUGAGGAUGCUGGAGGUCACCUGGAGCUCCCUGCCCCCCGACCCUCCGGAAACCGAGGUGGAGCUGCUGGGGCCGCCCGAGGACGCGCCGCCGCGCCGAGACGGGGCGUCCGAGAACGGCGUCCCGGACGAGGAGGAGAAGCAGCGGAGGCGACACAUGCUGAGGCCGUCGAGAGAAGAGCCGGAUCUGAGCGAGACGUUUGUCCCCAAAGAGGAGGACAAGCGAGACGGAGGGGACGGCGGGGGAGGGGAUGGCGUCGAAUGUGAUGACACUCAAGACCCGAUGGAGAAGUCGGGUCUGCAGGGUCGGUGCUGUCAGAGACAAACCAGUUUUGGAGAGUUUAAAUACUACACGGCUCGCAAUGAAGAUAGUUUUGAGAUGGAGGACAGAGACCGGCAGAGUCCAAACAACCCGAGGCGCCAGUCCACAGUGGACAGCGAGGACGACCCGGGAGAACAGACGCCUCUCAUUAAAAACUGUGACAACUUGUCUCCGGAGUCGACGCGCUCCGGCCUACCGGUCUGUAAAACCGGUUCCUCCGUCUCCCCAUCGUCCUCCGUGUCUAACUCCAGCUGGCCAGGAGUUUCUCCAGACUCUCCUCCAAAAUCCCCGUCCCCGUCCAUAACCAACGGAAGCGAGGCCUUACCAAGAAAUGUCCCCAAGCUUCUGAGCACCUCAGGGACCAGAUCCCCCCCAGCGUUGUCUGUAAAACCGUCCGUUACAUCACCGUCCCACGCUCAGAGCAGCUCCCGCCUGUCCUCGCCCAUCCUGUCCUUCGGGGGUAGCUCUCUGUCCGGCAGCAGGUCUUCGGUCCACAACUCGUCCUCCCCCGGGACCAAAUCCCCGAUCGGCAGCAGAAGCAGCAUCAAACCGUGCUCCUUGCCACCUCCUCAGGAGUUCGGCAAAGGCAACCCCUUCAUGCUGUUCCUGUGCCUGUCCAUCCUGCUGGAGCACCGGGACCACAUCAUCAAGAACAACCUGGACUACAACGAGGUCGCCAUGCACUUCGACCGCCUGGUCCGGCGCCACAACCUCAGCCGGGUCCUGCAGAGGGCCAAGGCCCUGUUCGCCGACUACCUGCAGAGCGAGGUGUGGGACUCUGAGGAAGGGGACGAGGUCAGCUCGGACUCCCCGACCACGACGGCGCCACGGUCCCCGUCCUCAGCCGUCCCCACCCGCCCCAUUUACAGCCCUCUAGUGUCGCCGGCAUCGUCGCCAAACUCAACCUACAACCUCACCACGACGGUCCCCUCCCCGUCCGCCCACGUGUCCCUGUCCUCUUACGUGUCCUCGUCUGCCCACAUGUCCCCGUCUGCCCAUGUCUCAUCCACAUCCUGAUCUGAGCAGCCGGGUCGUCCCUCGCUGUCUUUGACUGAGUCCAUAUGUCCUGAACACGAUUGGUCCUACAUGUGGUCCUACAUAUAGUCCUAAAUGUAGUCCUACAUAUAGUCCUACAUAUAGUCCUACAUAUAGUCCUACAUGUAGUCCUACAUGUGGUCCAAUCUGGUCCUACAUAUAGUCCUAAUUGUAGUCCUACAUAUAGUCCUACAUGUGGUCCAACUUGGUCCUACAUAUAGUCCUACAUAUAGUCCUAAAUGUAGUCCAACUUGGUCCUACAUAUAGUCCUACAUGUGGUCCUACAUGUGGUCCUACAUAUAGUCCAACUUGGUCCUACAUAUAGUCCUACAUGUGGUUCUAAAUGUAGUCCAACUUGGUCCUACAUAUAGUCCUACAUGUGGUCCUACAUGUGGUCCUACAUAUAGUCCUACAUAUAGUCCUACAUGUGGUCCUACAUAUAGUCCUACAUAUAGUCCUAAAUGUAGUCCAACUUGGUCCUACACAUAGUCCUACAUGUGGUCCAACUUGGUCCUACAUAUAGUCCUACAUGUGGUCCAACUUGGUCCUACACAUAGUCCUACAUAUAGUCCUACAUGUGGUCCAACUUGGUCCUACAUAUAGUCCUACAUUUAGUCCUACAUAUAGUACUACAUAUAGUCCUACAUGUAGUCCUACAUGUGGUCCAACUUGGUCCUACAUAUAGUCCUACAUGUGGUCCAACUUGGUCCUACAUAUAGUCCUACAUAUAGUCCUACAUAUAGUCCUACAUGUAGUCCUACAUGUGGUCCAACUUGGUCUUACAUAUAGUCCUACAUAUAGUACUACAUAUAGUCCUACAUGUAGUCCUACAUGUGGUCCAACUUGGUCCUACAUAUAGUCCUACAUGUGGUCCAACUUGGUCCUACAUAUAGUCCUACAUAUAGUCCUACAUGUGGUCCAACUUGGUCCUACAUAUAGUCCUACAUGUGGUCCAACUUGGUCCUACAUAUAGUCCUACAUAUAGUCCUACAUAUGGUCCUACAUAUGGUCCUACAUGUGGGCGGGGACUUGCUUCAUCUGUUGUUUCCUCUGAGGUCACUGACGUAUGAAGUAUAAAAAUCCUGUCCGAGGUUGAUGCAAUUAUUGAUUAUUUUCUGUCUGUCUGUUUGUUUGUUUGUUUGUUUGUUUGUUUGUAGCCUGUAAACAGAGGCUUCUUAUGGACAGCACUUACAGGAAUCAAAUCUUUAAAAUUAAAGUUUUAUCCAAAAAUCUGUGACUUAAAAAUAAAUUUUACAGUUUUUAUUUUGUUCCAAAGAGUUGGAGCUGACGGUUCAGAACCUGGACCAGGAGUCCAAACCAGAGACCGGGAGACCACCUGUCGGUUAUGAGCAGUGGUCCAGCCUUAGGUUUGUGGAUCAGUCCAGAGUCUCUGAGGUUCUGGGUCUGUUUUAACCACGAGUUCCUCCAGAGUCACCAGCAGCAGAUUAAAGACUCAACCUUUCUGUUCUGACCUGAGAGAGACCACCAGGUCCUGGUCCUCGCUGAGCCUCAAGCAGAGUCCCUUCUUCUGUCUGAAACGGGUCAGAACCUUUUCCAGGUUCUCAGUUUCCUCAGGGGUCUGUUCAGAUAUUAACUAACAGAAACACAGAGCUGCAGGGCAGGAAACGAACUUUACAACAGGUCCACGUGGUUUCAGAAGGAUCCAGUGGAUCCACAUGGUUUCAGAUGGGUCCAGACGGGUCCAGAAGGAGCUAGAUGGGUCCAGACGGGUCCAGAGACCUCUGUGUGUUUCUUGUUGGGACACAUGUUGCUGUAUUCAUGUUAGUUUCUGUCUGAACGUCUCUGAAACACGUUUUUCUGUUUUUAGCCCUUUUUUUUAGUCUUUGGUCUUUUUUUGAGUCGUCGUGAAGUCGGCGAGCUCCGAGUCUCUGGUCUCAGCAGAUCUGAUCCUCGUGGAAAUCAUCAUCAUCAUCAUCAGCUGUGAUGUCACUCAUUACUUCCACUUUUUAAACAUUCAUAAUUAGUUUGAGCCAAAAUAAUCAAUGUGUUUUUUUAAAUAAUUAUUUUAAUGUAGUUUCAGUUUGUUUUGAAAUAAAACGUUUGUCUUUGAAAGGACUCAGAUUCUGAACCGGUUCACUUUGUGCCUCCAUAAGUUCGAAUCUUCAGCUUUGAUUUUUGCUCUUCAGUGUUUUUGUGUCUCAACAAUAAAUGAAUAAAGUUUAUUUCUGAAUGCUUUGAUGUGGGAAAAUAUUCAGAUUUGUUUUAUCUGAACAGAGUUCUGUUUGUUUGUUAGUUUUACUCUUUAAAACGUUGGAAACUGAGGGAUAUUUUUAGGUUUUAACUAAAAACCUGAAGUCUUUUUAUCCCAGAAUGAAGCUGAACUUUUGCAUGUUUGACAAGAAUAAAACAGCUUAAAACUCAUCCUCACCUCUUAAAAUAAAUCAUUUGAUUUGUUUCUGCAGAGUGGAUUCAGGAAAACCACAGGAUUUUAUUUUAUUGUUUGCAGCGUUUUCUUGUUUGAACAUUUAUGGAGUGAAAGAAAAAAGGUUUUGUUUUAUUUUUCUGCUCCGGCCUGUUUUUAUUAGUCGUUCUGGAGGAAAACUCUGCAGACGAGUAUUUAAUCAAAUGACCAGAUGUACUGUACGCUGGAAAUAUGAGCUUUUUAAAAACGAUUUAUCUCAUGAAAUUAUAUAUGUGCACAAAAAUCAAGUUUUAAACACAACAGUGUUAAUGGUUGUAUAUCGAACACAAAUAAAAUAAUCAGUGAAACUGA